Molecule: messenger RNA, 1242 nt
Organism: Rhodotorula toruloides NP11
Lineage: Eukaryota; Fungi; Basidiomycota; Microbotryomycetes; Sporidiobolales; Sporidiobolaceae
Exons: 5
Coding region: 1-1242 (413 amino acids)
Source: RefSeq, a predicted model, not a curated record
AUGCUCGAGACGCUCGAGAUGGGGCGGAGGGUGUUCUGGAUCGACGACGGAACCUAUCUGCGACGAGACCCGGUGCCAUGGAUGUCGGACCUCUCGAAAUACGACAUGCAGAUCCCCGACAGCUGGGCGACCGGCAAGCUCAACUCGGGCGUCUCCUUCUUCAACCCUACACAAAGGACAAUCUCGCUCUUUCAGAAGUUGCUCAACAUCGCCGAGCUUCCUCUCGAGCGCGACCGCCUCACCUGGGCCUCGACGAACCUCCUCAUCGACCCGCGCGGCGAGCUGCGCGACUUCCAGCACACGCACACGCAGCCAAAACGACCUUCAGUGCUCGACGACGACAUCUUUGACAACGAGCCGUCCAUCGCAGCGAAAGCGGGAUACGGACAGGUCGAGUUUGAGUCGCCGUGGGAUGGAGGGCUGGAUGUGCGCAUCUUGGAUGUCAAGAAGUUUAGGACGAGUUCGGGCAGGCUCGGGCGCAAGCAGUUCGACUUUGAGAAGAAGAGGCGCGAGGAGGCGCUUUACUUCCACUGCUUGUGCUGCGGCGAUGUUUACACGAAUGACUUGAUCGCCGGCGCCCUCGGCUUCCACCAGCCCUCGCUCACCUACGACCUCGCGACGCCCACCUCGAUCCCCAAGCUCCCUCUCGUCCUCAAGCUCGUCUCUCUGCGCGGCACCGCCUCAGAGAUGCAACACGCCAUGUCCUUCCUCCUCCAAAUCGCCCACGAAUCCGGCCGCACCGUUGUCCCUCCUUUAACCGGCACCUUGCUCGACAAAGACGAGCAGGGCGAGACGCGCGAGACGGAGAAAUACGUUUGGCGCCUGUUCCCCGUGUCGAUUUGGGCGCAUCCGUCGAGCGUGCAUGCGUCGACUCUGCCGCAGAGCGUGCACCUCCCACCGACGAGCAUCAAGGUGCGCGAACCGUCGUUUGUCCAGCACGCGGCGGACCACCUGCGCUCGACGUUCCCGGAUCAGAGGGAAUCGACUCGCCUUGUCGACGAGCUCACGGAGACGCUGGUGCUGGACGUCUCGGAUCCCGAAAUCAAGGACAUGAAGGACCUGAUCCAGCGCCUCACUCGGCCUUUCUGGUCGACUGAGCGCAUUGUCGCGCUCGAAGGGAUCGAGCGCGUCAAGGGCAAGAAGGGGUGGGAGUUGAAGAGCGAGUUUGGGAGGGUCAGUAUGUGCAAGGUGGGGCUCGAGAGUCGCGAGAAGGAGUCGUGCGACCAGCUUUGUCCGCUAUAG